AGCUUUCUGCUUCUGAAAUUCUGAUGCACAUGGGGCUACUGUCGUGUCCUGCCGACUCCCUGAUGCAGAGCUCUGGGAAGGUGAAAGAGGAAGAAAGACAUCUAUUAUACAUGUGGGCUUGUCAGCUGUGCUGCUGGCUGAGAGAUGGGAGCUUUCGUCUGCUUAGACCUGCUGUGCAUGCAGUUUAAGCUGGGUCUGAUUGGGUGUAACAAGACCUUAGGCAUAGGAGGGAGCAGAUCAGCAGUUUAGAUUGCAGCUCUGCAUCGUAAGAGCUGAGAGCAGAAAAAAAGAGAGAAGCACUGGGUGUUGAGGACAACAGAUAGACUACUGUGCUGGCUUUGAUGGCAUCUCCAGUUCAGAGCAGUGCACCAAAAGGAGAACACAUUUGUGAGCAUUAAUGGUUUGCUCAGUCAUUUCUAAUUCUGCCUGCAAUUCUGCGUUAUGGAUUACCAGAAGGUGACAGCGAUGCAAGAAUAAAUCCCUUUUGUGCUGCUGAUCUGGAUUUUGUUUUAGGGACAAAGACAAGUUGCAAUCAGAAGGGAGAAGAGAAAAAAAGCCAGGAACAAUGGACAUGAACAUGCGGAAAUUUACGGUCAGGAGGUUCUUCUCUGUCUACCUUCGCAAGAAAUCCCGGUCCAAGAGCUCUAGUCUCUGCAAAUUAGAGGAUGAAGGUAUUGUUAAAGAAAUUGACAUUAGUCACCAUGUAAAAGAAGGUUUUGAAAAAGCAGACCCUUCUCAAUUUGAGCUUCUCAAAGUAUUAGGCCAAGGUUCCUAUGGAAAGGUGUUUUUGGUGAGGAAAAUCAAAGGCACUGACACAGGACAACUGUAUGCUAUGAAGGUACUGAAGAAAGCCACACUGAAAGUUCGCGACAGGGUGAGAUCAAAAAUGGAGCGGGAUAUUCUGGCUGAAGUGAAUCACCCAUUCAUAGUUAAACUUCAUUACGCCUUUCAGACUGAAGGAAAGCUGUACCUUAUUUUAGAUUUUCUGAGAGGUGGAGAUCUUUUCACACGUCUAUCCAAAGAGGUGAUGUUUACAGAAGAAGAUGUCAAAUUCUACCUAGCUGAGCUGGCCUUGGCUUUAGACCACCUGCACAGUCUUGGGAUAAUAUACAGGGAUCUGAAGCCAGAAAACAUCCUUCUCGAUGAAGAGGGGCACAUCAAGAUAACAGACUUUGGUCUCAGCAAAGAGGCAAUAGACCAUGACAAGCGAGCCUACUCGUUCUGUGGAACAAUAGAGUAUAUGGCCCCCGAGGUGGUGAACAGAAGAGGACACACACAAAGUGCAGACUGGUGGUCCUUUGGUGUUUUAAUGUUUGAAAUGCUGACUGGAUCAUUGCCUUUCCAAGGGAAGGACAGAAAGGAGACAAUGGCAUUAAUUCUCAAAGCAAAGCUCGGCAUGCCUCAGUUUUUAAGCCCAGAAGUUCAGAGUUUGCUACGAGCACUUUUUAAAAGAAAUCCCAGCAAUAGACUAGGUGCAGGGCCUGAUGGAGUGGAGGAAAUUAAGAGGCACCCUUUCUUUGGAACAAUAGACUGGAAUAAAUUGUACAGGAAAGAAAUCAAACCUCCUUUCAAGCCAGCAGUUGGCCGGCCAGAAGAUACUUUCCACUUUGACCCCGAGUUCACCUCCCGCACACCGACUGACUCCCCAGGAGUUCCGCCCAGCGCCAACGCCCACCAGCUGUUCAGAGGGUUCAGUUUCGUUGCGUCUAACCUUGGACAAGAGCAGGCUCAGUCUGAAACACGACAGAACACGGUGAACCCAAUUGUGCAGCAGCUUCAUGGGAACAAUAUUCAUUUUACAGAUGGGUAUGAAAUCAAAGAAGACAUUGGCAUUGGAGCAUAUUCUGUGUGCAAGCGGUGUGUGCACAAAAUCACCAGUGUGGAGUAUGCUGUCAAAAUAAUCGACAGGAGCAAGAGAGACCCAUCAGAAGAGAUUGAAAUCCUCCUACGAUAUGGACAGCAUCCAAACAUCAUUACAUUAAAAGAUGUCUACGACGACGGGAAGUACGUGUAUCUGGUGAUGGAGCUGAUGAGGGGAGGGGAGCUGCUGGACAGGAUCCUGCGGCAGAAGUGCUUCUCGGAGAGGGAGGCCAGUGCGGUCCUCUGCACCAUUACGAAGACGGUGGAGUACCUUCACUCACAAGGGGUUGUCCAUCGAGACCUAAAGCCAAGCAACAUCCUCUACGUGGAUGAAACUGGAGACCCAGAGUCUAUAAGAAUCUGUGAUUUUGGGUUUGCCAAACAGCUGCGAGCCGAAAACGGUCUGCUAAUGACGCCCUGCUACACGGCAAACUUUGUGGCCCCUGAGGUGCUCAAGCGGCAGGGAUAUGAUGCUGCCUGUGACAUCUGGAGCCUGGGGAUUUUACUCUACACAAUGCUGGCGGGCUUCACACCCUUUGCCAACGGACCAGACGACACUCCAGAGGAAAUCUUGGCACGCAUCGGAAGUGGGCAAUAUGCACUUUCUGGUGGAAACUGGGACACCGUCUCCGAUGCAGCAAAGGACAUUGUGUCUAAAAUGUUGCACGUGGACCCCCAUCAGAGGCUAACAGCCCCGCAGGUACUCCGGCACCCCUGGAUAGUGAACAGGGACUACCUGUCACAGAGCCAGCUCAUCCGACAGGACGUCCAGCUGGUGAAGGGAGCAAUGGCAGCGACGUAUUUUGCUUUGAACCGCUCACCUCAGGCCCCUAAACUGGAACCAGUGCUGUCAUCCAGUCUGGCCCAGAGACGAGGAAUGAAAAGACUCACUUCAACACGUCUAUAGCAGGCCUGGAGCAGAACAGCAUCAAGUGUCAAGUGCCCUAACUCCAAAGGAUGUCUCCGCCAGACUAAAGCAGAGCCCUGCUAUACUGUAGGUGACCCUGGGAUUCUGUCCUCUCACUAAUUCCUGUUCAGCUCAAACCAGUUCCCGGAUAACACCAAAUUUCCAGACCAAUUUCAGUGAUAUGGAACAGAAAAGUCAUUUAAACACAGCAGAGUAAAAGUGGAGUUACAAUUUUUUUUUUCUAUUAGUUUUACUUCACCAUUCUCACAGUAACAUCUUCAGCUUGUCCAGUUUUGAGCUUGGUAACACAGCUGGGGAAAGAGAGUAUUAAAAAGGACAAAUACCUUAAUAUCUCCCUGGCAGAAAGAGGCAGCUUCAAACUAUACAUUUUACAGCAAAAAUUAAAUGAUUGUCAAAUCUGUUCGGAGACAACCACUAAUACAAUGUAUGGGCUGAGCAAACCUUUUUUUCUAAUAUCGAAGCUUUUUUAGGACUAUAUUAUUUUACAGCAGGGAAUGAACAAGUGCCCUCAAAACAGGCCAGAAAGCUUUAUAAUUGUUACACUACACAAUGCCUCUGUACCUCUCACAAAUAGGAAUGAUGUCGCGCAGCAUUCCAAAAGCCAACAUUUCCUUAUAGCUAAUGCACAAGAGCACAAACGAACACAUCGUGAAUCAAUUCCAUUAAGCAAGACAGGCAGAAAGUAUCAUGUACUGUACAUUGUUUCGUAUACACUGUAUAUAUAAAUGGCUUUGCCAGAACAAAAGGGUUUCAUUGGGAAGUAAAAACAUUUUUCAUCAUUUUCUUUCAAUUUUAUAUGGAUAUGAUAAAGCCCUCAGAAUACUGUAUGUAAAUCAAGACCCACAUUAGAGGGGUAGUUAGGAAUUGUCUGUGGAAUAAUGAGAGAAAAUUAAGUUUUAUCAUUUUCAAUGUGUAUUUCAGUUUUCCACAUGUACCUGUUUUAAAACUGAGAGUCUAUGAUUUUGUUUUUACUUCACAUCUUCCACAUUUGUGCUGUAUGUGGGCAUGAGAAGAUACUUGCAAUUUGUUCAGUUGCUUUCACAGUACAGUAGUUGGUUCUGACAAAAAAAAGAAAAGAGUUUAGGGGCUUAGUGGACACCAACAUAACUGGUACCAAUCCAUAUGCUCUGUGCAGCCUUUGCAAUUACAUCUGGCUCAAACAGCCCACUGGUCUGCUAAGACAACAAUUUCCAAAAGUUUGAUCCAAACUGAUAAAAAGAGGAAAAUUUAAGCAUUUUUAUAUAAUUUUUAUUUGAAUCUAGAUGUUAUUCUUAUUUAGCAAACCUGCACAUAUUCUAUAGCAUUAAAAAACCUCCUAAACUCUAACAAGAUAUUUAAAGUACUAUUAAUGCAUUAUCUAAGUGGACUGAGCCCGACCUACAGUAACUGCAGUUCCACUUGAGAUAAUGGCUCCUUCUCAGGCCACAUCAGAGUACUCUCAACCCACUCUCACUGAGGCCUUUAUCCUUUAAAAUGCUACUUUUUCCUUACUCCAAUGAAUUUUCUACUGAUAAUGAUUAAUAUUCUUUUUUGUGUAGAAUGUGUGUGAUACGUAAAUGGUAGAAAUGAACAUAGUAGGAUGCUGAUGUGCAGUGUUACCGGAAAAUACCUACAGUAGGUGUGUCUUCAUACAAGGAGAUUCUAUAAAAUGUCCUAGCUGUCCUUGUAGAAAUAGAAUAAUAAACUAUUUUAUAUAGCGCCUUUAAAGGUGGCUUCUCAAAGCGCUUUACAGAAUGACAACAAUAAAUAAAAAGAAUACACAUGAUAAAACACAAUUACAAUACACAGUUUGCCGCAUUUUCAGUAUUUUAUCGUAGGAUGCUGUCUGAAGUGAAACAAUAUGUGAUUGAUUAAAGACGCAGAAUGGAAAAGGAUGUAGUAAAUCUCCUAAUGCAUGUCAAAUCCCUGAAAAUGUGUGCACAACAGUAGAGAUAUAAAAGACAAAAUUAUAUGCUUUGAGAUAGUACCAGACAGAACUAUUUUUAGCAAUCCUGGAAUAUAUGCCUUACCUGAUCGACAGAACACUUACCUUCAAUUGUUUUUCCAUCAAGGAAAGAGGGCUGUUUUGCAAAGUAUAAAAGCAAUGCAAAGUCUAUCCAAAUUCAAAGAGUACACAUUUUCAACAUGGUGUUCUUUAUAUUAGUAUACUAGCUUUCCGUCUCAAAGGUGUCAUUUACUUUGUUUAUAUUUACUAUAUCUAAUUUAAAUUACAGGCACCUGCUUGCUUUAGCAGUUUUAACUUUGGGCUAUUUUCAUGUUCAUAAUGAAAACAUGAACUGCAUGAAGGCAAUGUCUGCUAGACCUUUAAGGCAACAUCAAGGUAUGAAAUAAUUCCAACAUGUUCUUAAUGGCUGCUUCCAAAGACCUUAUUCCUCAACCCUUAUUUCAUUUUCCUUUUGCAUUUACACAAAACAAUGUUUUUGUAUAAUGUUGGUUGUGUCUGUAAAAUUGUAAAAUAUAUAUUGUAUAAAGGUCAACGUUAGCAAAAGAAACAGUGUAUCCAAAUUUCUAAAAACGAAUCCUUAACUUAUUAUUGCCAAAUCACAGAAGUGAACCAUUCGACUGGGCCCUGUUAGAACAUUUAAAUACAGUGGCUUUCUGUACUUCGCUGUUGGGGUUGCACUGGAGUAGUUCAGGAUUUAUUUAUUGUGCAUUCAAGAGCUAUGUUGCCAGAUGACGUAAACAGCUGGAGAUCAACCUCAUCAACUUAUUUUAGUCCUAUUAACAAAACACACAAUUGCAAAUUAGUUGCAAAAUUUACUAUUUCUGAAUGCCAGAAUGUCUUUCUUCACUUCAUUUUAAAUUUUGUAUCUUGAUGAUACUAUUGUAUGUGGUAUGUGAUUUUGCUAAUUUACUUUGUAAAUCAAGUGCACUUUAUAUGUAGAGUUACCUAUUAUAUAUUUACUGAUUUACUUAUGUAUUGGGGUCAUUCUCUAUAUGUAAAUGUUCUUAAUAUUAUGUUGCACUUUUUUCAAUUAAAAAAUCACAGCUUAAGAAAGGAUUACAUGAUAAAACAUUUACAGUAUGUAGAGCCAGCAUUAUAUUUUCAGUUUGGGUCAGUUGGGGUAUGUGUGUAUUUCAAGGUUUGUGCAGCUAAAUGCAGAGAUGGAUCUUUGAAUUAGAAUCCAAGCAACAUUGAUGCAUAGGAGAACCACAGAAACCGUAAGCACUUGAAAUUUCAGUUUGGCUAUCCAAAAGAAGUACAUUAUUAGUACAUUACCGAGAAACCCAGACACCAUAGUUCUUUGGCUUGUAAGGAUUCAGAGUGUGUGACAUUCAUUAGAAGGACUUCAGCUGCAGUAAACUUUCUCCAGUAUCAGUGCGCUAAGGUAGAGAUAGCAGAUCAGGCAGAACUCAGCAGCUCACAGUGCCGUGGAUCACUCUGACACAAGUCAAUCUUCCAGGCCCACACUGGGAUAUACAAGUUAAUAGUCCCCUGGAGUGGGCAAGGAGCAAAUGGUACUGUAUAUGGCUCAUGCAGGCAGGAGACAGUGCGCCACUGUCCGACAAGCAGGACCUUGCAGUCUCCCAUGCCGUUGUUAAUACUAGUUUUCCUCAUUUUAAACCACCCAGUCUGUUUGUGUCCCAAAUGUCACUCCUGCAGUCUGUGGCCAUUACAAUACAUCAGGGUUUCUGAUCUGCUCACCAAUUGACAUAGAAACCCAGACAGAAACAGAAUUUCAGAGGUCUUCACCCAAUUAUUCAGCAUAUAAAGAGUAACCGCUUCUUUUUUAACUGAAAUUUGAUUUUUUUUUUCAAUUAACACAAAAGGUUCUAAGGCAAUAUUAGGCAAACAAUGCACUCUGCUUCAAAAUACUUGAAAUCCACACCAAAGCAAUAGGACUACUGUCUGUUUUAACAUUACAAUAGUGGAAAAGUGGAACGUUUUUAUCUUUAAACGUAAACUUGAUGCCUUUUAACCUGUCACUGUGUAUGCACAGCAGUGCAUAACAACACAUGGUGAACAGUAGCAUUAACCUCUCUAAUUUGACUAUUUAAAAAGUAACUUGUUCAAUUAAUUACAACAUUGAGCUUUGGCUAAUCCACAUUUUAAAACAGUAAACUGCCCAUUAUCUAGUGUAAAUAGAUCCAUUUAUUUUCAUUUAGGGAAGGACUGAGUGUUAUGAUUACAAUCCUCAAAAGAGAACAUACUGUAUACUGUAGAAUGUUCCUAUCCCAGCCUUAAUAUAAUUCUUGCAAUUUGGAAAACAUAAAACCUUGUUUUAAAGACAUAAAGCUUUAAACAAAAAGUACAGAUCAAGGGUAUGAAAACAAAUGACAUGUAUAGUCUCAGUUUAUGGUCAUUAUUUUGCUGUUCUUCCUUUCCUGUUUUCUUCACUGUUAUUGCACACAGACCCUUGAUCCACAUCUUUUGUUUUUGUUUUUCCAAGAUUUUUGUUUUAUUGAGCAUUGAAAUAUUUGUAAAGUAACCUCCUGCUUAAUUCCAUAGAUGUCUGUUUUAAAAAUGUAUUAAUGCGUUUGAAAAAAAAAAACUAUUUAAGUUAUUGGACAACUAACCAUUUUUUUUAAAAGAAAAAAAGUUUUAAGAGGUGCAAUAUUUUUGUAGCACUGUGAAAAACCUUGGUACUUUGUAUAUUCCACAAGCGCUGAUAUGCGGAAUACUUUGUUCUAACUUUCCCAUAGACUGUUCCAGGUAAGGACCUCAGCUAGAACAGUGUUUUUGCUUCCAGUGUGGCUUGAUUUAAAGGCACCAAGAAGAUUUUGCUUGCAAUCUGUUUACCUGCAUGCUGAGGGUCUUUCAAUACAGUCUACUGAGAAACUGCUUCUGGGACUCUGCAGGUAUUUCUAAGUGAUGUUUGUUUUCAAGAAUAGUGUAGAAGCCCUGUAGAUAUCCAUCUUUGCUGUGCAAUGGCUUAGCAUGCCAAAACUUUAUAAAUAAAUUCAAUUAAAUCAA
Molecule: messenger RNA, 7703 nt
Organism: Lepisosteus oculatus (spotted gar)
Lineage: Eukaryota; Metazoa; Chordata; Actinopteri; Semionotiformes; Lepisosteidae
Gene: rps6ka2
Product: ribosomal protein S6 kinase, polypeptide 2
Biological process (GO): intracellular signal transduction; peptidyl-serine phosphorylation
Molecular function (GO): ribosomal protein S6 kinase activity; ATP binding; magnesium ion binding
Source: RefSeq, a predicted model, not a curated record